This is a messenger RNA of Amphimedon queenslandica, 595 nucleotides long. RefSeq names its product cytosolic carboxypeptidase 6-like. The coding region runs from base 73 to 306 and encodes 77 amino acids. The transcript has 3 exons. The record is from RefSeq and is a predicted model, not a curated record. NCBI's taxonomy places the organism in Eukaryota, Metazoa, Porifera, Demospongiae, Haplosclerida, Niphatidae.
CGCCUGCUGAUCAGGGAUUCUGAAAUCCUCUGAGGCUCUGACAGAGAAGAUUCAGAAGGAGAAAUAAAUCUAAUGGACAAAAUGGAAAGCUCAUCUAAAGGAGAUUUUGUGGGUAACGUCUCUCACUAUAUUCCUCUCCCAGACUGCUAUAAAGGCCCCAUUAAUAAAGGGCACUUGCUCUUUGAUGCUUGUUUUGAAGGAGGUAACUUAGGACGUGUGGAUUAUGUGAGCCAUUUUGAGUAUGACUUUUUUGUAAGACCAGAUACCUGCAAUCCAAGGUUUCGAGUGGGAUUUAACUUGUGGUGAGCUUCAGUAAGACAAAGAGCCUUUACAGAGAAGGAAUAUCACCUUAAAAGGAAUGUCAAUUUUAAAAACAUCCAUUGGAAAACAUCCAGUAUUUGUACUGCUAGAAUGGAGCUCACUCAGGCUCGCCCGAAUUAUUCUUCAAAUUAAGUUUUAUUGGAGUCAUACAGUAUAAUAUAAAUGAAUCAAACAAGAUCAAUUAAAAUUAUUACUAAUCAUCAAUUAUUACUAAUCAUCAAUAUUAAUAAAAUCAAAUCCCAAUUCUUUUCUAAUAGCUUUAACUAAGGCUUUU